AUUUUGAAACUAAGAAUCUCUCGUCCCCAACUCGCAUCGCUGUCUCACCUUACAACCAUUCCCAUUUUUACCAAAAAAGCCGAACGUCGACAAAAGUAGUAGAGAGAAUCAUCUUCUUCUCGGGUGCACAGGUUUUUCUCGUUGCAUGCGGAUACCGUUUAUCUAAGCCGAGUUAUUCCAAUCACGUCUUCUCAGAUACAUUGUUCGAUCUUCAUGAAACAUUCACCUUUUGAAGGACCUGGUCAUCUACUCAUGAAGACUUCGUCUCUACGUAUAAGUACGGACACGAAUGGAAAUGAUACAUCUGAUGAGAAAUAUUUCGUUUGGAAAACUACUUGUUCCCCUCUUUCUAUCAUGACAAGCACUUAUGGGAAACCUUCAAAGGCGCCACGAAUGCUCUCUCACGCUGAUUCUGGACAAAGCCUGUUUCUCUUUUGCAGCAAACAAAGUAAGGUGACAUUGCCAAGCAAUAUUGCUCUUAGCUUCAUUUGGAAAUUGGAACUCUCCAUUGGAAGCCAAUUAUUUGGAGAGAGAGAGAGAGAGUCUUCAUCGGAGUCGAGCAUGGAACAAACAGGAAGCAGGAGAUGCUAUAAUAAGAAGUGUGUCAAUACUUGUUCCGUAAACCCUUUUGCCAUGAGAAAGUAGUUGCUUUGUAUUCUUAAGGGAAAAGGGAAACUGUCAGGGUCCUUUCAUUUUGGACUCAGAUAGAUCAGAAUGGGACAAGACGAGAGGAAUCCAGAGUGCGACAACGGUAGUUAUGGUGGUAUCAGAACAGGAUCUUCCAAAAAGCUGAAGCAGAAGAAAGUGCCUCAGAGAGGACUUGGAGUGGCACAGUUGGAGAGGAUCAGAAUUGAAGAACAACAGAAGGACUAUGCAUCUGUUGCCGCAGUUUCAACAUUAACACCUCCACAAGAUUCGGAUCCUGACAUGUCAGUCCCCGCAAAAGGCACUGUUCCAUUGGCAAACGCCUUAAAAUAUGGUGGGCUUGAGAAUGCUAGUCGGUACGGUACGGCAUAUUCAAACCGGAACAGCCGAGAAGUGUGGAAUUCUUGUGAGCACAUUCCCGAGGAUGGUCGUGGGAUAGACCCUCAAUUCACUUUGCUCUCGAAAUUACCCCUGCCUAGUGAAUCUGACUAUCUUUGGCCUUUGUCGGGUUUACCCCAGUAUGAUCUGCCACCUUCUUCCAUGGUGAAGGCGUCUUCAACUUCAUCAUCGUUCCUACCAAAUUCUCAGACAGAGCCCCCUUCAAACCAAAUCAAUCAUGGCAAUUAUGCUCCUAUCCAGCAGGAGGAAGAGAAGAUAAGUGGCUUGAAGCGGUCUCGUCCGUUCUCUUCAGAAAAGCUUCCUGUAUUUCCUGUCCACCUAAAGCUUCUUACAUCUGCCAAUACUCACCAGAGGUCAGAUGACUCGGCUUCAUCUGACUACGGAGCAGAAUUGAUUUACGAGCUGGGGACCGGGAGUUUUAGGUAUUCUUCAUUUCAAGCUUCAGUUUCUGAUGCGAAAUCAAUUCCAAGUAAGAAACAAUAUGGAGUUUUCAGCAAUGAGUUCCUCACAUUAGGCCUUCCUACCUUGGCAUCGGCAUGGCCAAGUACCAAGAGCAAGCGGCCAUUUGCUUGUGGAGCCUUUGCCGACAGUGAACCUCCCGACAAUGAGAUACCACGCUGUCAGGGUCGUGAGCAAGAUUCAAAAUUUCAAAAGAGACUGAGGUGGGCGAAUCAGCAAGGGAAUUACGACUAUUACAGCUUCCUCCCUCCGGCCAAGGUGCAUUCUGAUGGAGGAGCUGCAAGGGUGACUACUUUUCACAACGGAGUUGCAGAUGGAACCAUUGAUCUUGACUUGAAGCUGUAGAGAUGGGUGGCCAAGACAAAGUUGUCGCAAGCCAUCUCGUCUAUCAGAGUGGCAAGCUCAGAAAAGAAUUGGCUUUAUUCUCAACGAACUUCAAGACGGCUCCAUAUAGUUCCAUGCGAGGCCAAAAUGAGCGUACCGACUUGAAAAGUGAGGUGGAAAAGGAGAACGGGUACUGGGUUGUAGAUACGUUUGUUAUGAUGCUACGAUUGAUGGAUGUUGCUUUUCUUGGGCUGCCAAUUGGUCUGAUUGGUGGAUAAUGAAUCGUGCAGUGGGUUGCAUGGCAGCAGUCGAUAGCAUGGCAGUCACGAUUAUCGUCCCCUUAAUUCCUGGAGUGGCGAGGUCACCAUAUUAAACAUCCACUUUCAUCUAUAUCAGCUCUGCAUACACCCUAACAGAGGAGGGAAUUGAUAACCC
Molecule: messenger RNA, 2262 nt
Organism: Rhodamnia argentea
Lineage: Eukaryota; Viridiplantae; Streptophyta; Magnoliopsida; Myrtales; Myrtaceae
Exons: 6
Coding region: 715-1848 (377 amino acids)
Molecular function (GO): DNA-binding transcription factor activity
Source: RefSeq, a predicted model, not a curated record